ACGGAGCUCAUUGGCCGAGCGGCCAGGAGGGUGGGCCCCACGGCCGCACACUUCCGGCCGGUGUCCGGCUCGGCGCGCACCGCCCCUUCCGCCCCCGCCCCCGCGAGCCCGGCCCUAGCCCCAACCCCAGCUUCGGCCCUGGCUGUCUCGGCAUCGCUUUGGAGCGCGGCGGCAGCUGACUGCGCGUUCACCACCUGCUGGGACCCGCGACCCCGCCGCCGUUAUGAACAUCCGCAAUGCGAGGCCAGAGGACCUGAUGAACAUGCAGCACUGCAAUCUCCUCUGCCUGCCCGAGAACUACCAGAUGAAAUACUACUUCUAUCACGGCCUCUCCUGGCCCCAGCUCUCCUACAUUGCUGAGGAUGAGAAUGGGAAGAUUGUGGGGUAUGUCCUGGCCAAAAUGGAAGAGGACCCAGAUGACGUGCCCCACGGACAUAUCACCUCGCUGGCUGUGAAGCGUUCCCACCGGCGCCUUGGCCUGGCUCAGAAGCUGAUGGACCAGGCCUCUCGAGCUAUGAUAGAGAACUUCAAUGCCAAAUAUGUCUCCCUGCAUGUCAGGAAGAGUAACCGGGCUGCCCUGCAUCUCUAUUCCAACACCCUCAACUUUCAGAUCAGCGAAGUGGAGCCCAAAUACUAUGCAGAUGGGGAAGACGCAUACGCCAUGAAGCGAGAUCUCACUCAGAUGGCUGACGAGCUGUCAAGUGGGAGGGGGCCUGGGCUGUGCCUGAGGAGGCUGACCACCCAAGAUUCUGUUGUCUGAAGAAGCCCAUAGGUAAGAUAUGAGAGGCAGAGGGGAUUUUCUAGAGAAGUGGGAUGGCCAUGGCCUGUCUACUCAGGAAAGACAAAACAGGGUGCAGAGCAAGUCAGGGUUCUGCCCAAGGCUUCUGGGGAGGCAGAGCUGUUCAAGGGACAUAGCUUUCUCAUGGGCUUCAUAGCAGCCCCUGGAGGGAGGUAUGAUCACUGUCAUUUUAAAGGCAUGAUAAGGGGGGAGAGAGAGAGAGAGAGCGCAAGCGCGCAGAGCUAAGACUCAGGCCAGGGCUUUCUACUCCGUCCUCAGUUUCCUGCCCUGGUUCUGCUGUCUUUCAUUAUGCCCCUCCCCCCAGCAAGUGAGCCAGGCUCCCCUUGCCACCCCCCGAAAUGUCUGGAAACUUAGAUUCCCAUCUCUGCUCCUGCUUCUUCCUGGUCUCCUG
Molecule: messenger RNA, 1190 nt
Organism: Otolemur garnettii (small-eared galago)
Lineage: Eukaryota; Metazoa; Chordata; Mammalia; Primates; Galagidae
Gene: NAA10
Product: N(alpha)-acetyltransferase 10, NatA catalytic subunit
Exons: 8
Coding region: 224-760 (178 amino acids)
Biological process (GO): N-terminal peptidyl-glutamic acid acetylation
Cellular component (GO): NatA complex
Molecular function (GO): protein-N-terminal-glutamate acetyltransferase activity; protein N-terminal-serine acetyltransferase activity
Source: RefSeq, a predicted model, not a curated record